AUGGAUCUAGGCGUGACCAAUAGAAAUGGCGCUCGAUUUGGCCCCAGGGCUGUACGAACAAUUGAGCGCAUUGGUCCUUAUCAUCAUGUUCUUGGGGUUGCACCGACAACACAACUCCGCAUAGCCGAUAUAGGAGACGUUCCCUUCAGAAGUAGAUUCAAUCUUGAACAAUCUAUUGAAGAUAUUGAAGAGUACUAUCAUAAGAUUGUUGAUGCCGGGGUCAGGCCAGUCAGCGUAGGUGGCGAUCAUUCUGUGACUCAUCCAAUUAUGAAAGCACUAGGGCGCGAGGAACCUGUUGGCAUGAUACAUAUUGACGCACACUGUGAUACAGGAGGCGUCUAUGAAGGUGCAAAAUUUAAUCAUGGCGCGCCUUUUCGCCACGCGGUGUUGGACGGUGUGCUGGAUCCGAGUCGCACGAUUCAGAUUGGAAUCAGGGGGUCAUCGGAGUUUAUUACGGAGUUUUCCCAUGAAUCCGGUAUGACCGUUAUUCAUGCAGAAGAAUUCCACGAAAUGGAUGUGAAUGAUGUGAUCGCCCAGGCGCGCAAGGUUGUUGGCGAUGGUCCGGUCUAUGUGUCCCUUGAUGUUGAUGGUAUAGACCCCGCGUUUACACCUGGAACAGGCACACCGGAAGUGGGCGGUCUGACGCCAAGGGAGGUGCAGGUUCUUUUUCAUGGCCUCGCCGGAUUAAACGUCAUCGGUGGCGAUGUGGUUGAGAUUGCCCCCCAAUACGAUGCAACCACCAAUACCAUACAAGUCGGCGCUCAAAUGUUGUUUGAAAUUCUGUGUCUUACAUCACUUGACUUGAUAGGGUGA
This is a messenger RNA of Nerophis lumbriciformis (worm pipefish), 813 nucleotides long. The record is from RefSeq and is a predicted model, not a curated record. Lineage: Eukaryota; Metazoa; Chordata; Actinopteri; Syngnathiformes; Syngnathidae.